AUGUGGUCCCAGGGUCAGGUGCUCACGGCGGUGGGCACUGGCGCGCUCCUGCUCCUCCUCCUCUCGCUGCUGGUGAGGCAGCUGCUCAAGCAGAGGCGGCCGCCUGGUUUCCCGCCGGGGCCCCGGGGGCUGCCCCUCAUCGGCAACAUCUACUCGCUGGCCGCGGAGCAGCCGCAUGUCUAUAUGAAGAGGCAGAGCCAAGUCCACGGCCAGAUUUUCAGUCUUGAUCUUGGAGGUAUAUCUGCUAUUGUACUGAAUGGUUAUGAUGCUGUAAAAGAAUGCCUGGUUCAUCAAAGUGAAGUUUUUGCAGACAGACCAUCUCUUCCUUUGUUCAAGAAGCUGACAAAUAUGGGAGGUUUAUUGAACUCUAGAUACGGUAGAGGAUGGACAGAGCAUCGCAAGUUAGCUGUAAGCAGCUUUCGUUGUUUUGGAUAUGGUCAAAGGUCCUUCGAACACAAAAUUUCAGAAGAAUCCAUGUUUUUUCUUGAUGCCAUUGAUACAUACAAAGGCAGACCCUUUGAUCUUAAACACUUGAUAACAAAUGCAGUCUCAAACAUUACUAAUUUGAUUAUCUUUGGAGAACGUUUUACAUAUGAAGACACUGAAUUUCAGCACAUGAUAGAGAUUUUUAGUGAAAACAUUGAAUUAGUUGCUAGUGCUUCAGUGUUCUUGUAUAAUUCUUUUCCCUGGAUUGGCAUAUUACCCUUUGGAAAACAUCAACAACUGUUUAAGAAUGCAGCUGAAGUCUAUAAUUUUUUGCUUGAACUUAUUGAGCGUGUCUCUAAAAACAGGAGGCCUCAGUCACCUCAACAUUUCAUUGAUGCAUAUUUAGAUGAAAUGGAUCGAAGUGAAAAUGAUCCAGAGUCUACAUAUUCAACCAAAAAUUUAAUUUUCUCUGUUGGAGAACUUAUCAUAGCUGGAACAGAAACCACAACAAAUGUUUUAAGAUGGGCAGUAUUGUUUAUGGCUCUUUAUCCGAACAUUCAAGGGCAAGUUCAUAAAGAAAUUGAUUUAGUCGUGGGCCCAAACAAAACACCUUCUUUAGAAGAGAAAUGCAAAAUGCCUUACACUGAAGCAGUUCUACAUGAAAUUUUAAGGUUCUGUAAUGUAGCUCCGUUAGGUAUUUUCCAUGCAACUUCUAAGGAUACAGUUGUGCGUGGUUAUUCUAUCCCUGAAGGCACUACAAUAAUUACAAACCUCUAUUCUGUACACUUUGAUGAAAAGUACUGGAGUAACCCAGAAGUGUUUUAUCCUGAACGGUUUUUGGACAGUAGUGGGCAGUUCAUCAAGAAAGAUGCAUUUGUUCCUUUUUCACUAGGAAGAAGACAUUGUCUUGGAGAACAACUGGCCAGGAUGGAACUGUUUUUGUUUUUUACUUCAUUACUUCAGCGGUUUCACCUGCAUUUUCCACAUGCUUUGAUUCCAAAUCUGAAGCCAAAAUUAGGCAUGACAUUACAACCACAGCCAUAUCUCAUCUGUGCUGAAAGACGUUAA
This is a messenger RNA of Emys orbicularis (European pond turtle), 1494 nucleotides long. Its product is annotated as vitamin D 25-hydroxylase. The coding region runs from base 1 to 1494 and encodes 497 amino acids. Gene Ontology annotation, cellular component: cytoplasm; intracellular membrane-bounded organelle. Gene Ontology annotation, molecular function: heme binding; oxidoreductase activity, acting on paired donors, with incorporation or reduction of molecular oxygen, reduced flavin or flavoprotein as one donor, and incorporation of one atom of oxygen; iron ion binding. Gene Ontology annotation, biological process: xenobiotic metabolic process. The record is from RefSeq and is a predicted model, not a curated record. The transcript has 5 exons. NCBI's taxonomy places the organism in Eukaryota, Metazoa, Chordata, Testudines, Emydidae.